UGCGACAGGAGUCAUGCCUGUGAAGUUUUGUCGGAGGGAAUAAACAUUAAAAAAAAUAUCUGUGGAAGUCAUCUCGUAUCCAUGAAAGCCGGUGUGCGUCGCCUUCAGAGGAGGAUGUUAGUGAGUUGGUGUUGGCGGCAGAGCAGGAUCCAUGUCUUUUAGUAGCUACAGGUCUGACAUUUUGAAACAGCAUGCUAGCAGCAGUGGUAAAGUCAGCUAGUCUCCUCUGUUGUGACACGUUUGUUCGCUAGUGAGCUGUUUUGGAGCCUCGCUAUCACAGUUGCAUUGCAGCUGACGUGGUAACCAGUGAUAACCAGUGCGAAUGUGCCUCUUAAUAAGCUAAUAAUCCACAUUAAUUUAAAGUCAGGCUGCUAACCUUGAGGCUUGACAGUCUAAGAUGUGCUCCACCUUGAUGUCCAGAGCCAGAAUAUGCCUGAUCCCCCUAAAUCCUCUAGUCCAUCAUGGAAACUCAGGUUUCUUCACCAUGAAAAUGCUGCCAAAAUCAUCCCAUCCACCUACUGUGGCAUGUGCUCUGUGUACUGAUGGCACUAACUCUAAUCAUGGAGGCAGGGCUGUGGCACAUCGCAGGCAGACAGACACAAGGAACAGCAGACCGACUGGCAGUGGAUCGGACGGGAUAAAAAAUGCCGCCAUCCGACCCAGGGAAAAGGGAUGGAGGAAUGGUGUGCUGGAGGGAAGAGGUGACGGCUCUGCCCUGCAGGAGAGGCCGUCCUUCACCAAGUCCGUGUUUGCUGCUGGGACGGCCAAGAGGCGGGCGGAGAUGCUGAGGAGGAAGGCAGGCCUGGCUGCUCAGGACGGGGAGGAGGAGGAGCAGGAGUCUGCAGGGAGACGGGUUCGAGGAGCAGGAAAGGCGGUGCCUCCAGAGCGGCCGCUCUCUGCCUCCGAGUGGAAGAAGCUGAAAGAGGCAUCGGACAGUCCGCAAAACUUCGACAUCCAGAUGAUGACCGCAAUGUUUCUCUCUGGGGCUGAGCUGGAUAUUGCGAAGUCCCUGCUGACCUUUGUCGCCAUGGAAACGGGGACGCUGUCCUAUCAGCUGCUGUUACGGUACCUGACGCUGUGUGUGAGCAGAGGCCACGACGCCGAGGUGUUUGACGUCUAUGAGAUCAUGCGGAGGAGUUUCCAGUCUCUGGACACGGGAGCCUCCAGCCUCUUCAUCAAGUCGUUCAGCCGGACGGCGAGGUGGAAGGAGGCCCUCUCUGUCCUGCAGGACAUAAAGAAGGUCCUCACUCCCUCGCCACGCAACUACGGUGACAUCAUAGCUGGGGCAGUGGUGCACAACGACAUGGCCACCGCCUGGGCACUUUAUGAUGAAGUCCUGGAAAAGGGCCUGAGCCCACACCAGGAGACAUGGAGCACUCUGUUUCGAGGAGGAGAGAGGCAGGAGGCCGAGUCGGACCACCAGGAGAAGCUGCUGAGCAUUCUGCUCUACAUGAGGAACAACCAGGUGUACCCUCAGCAGGGCCUCGCCGGCGGCAUCAAGACCUGGUUCGAGAGUCUUGCAGGGCAGAAAUGGAGAGGAAGCUGGACCAGUGUUAACCCAAAGGGUGCGUGUAGGUGUUGUGGGUCACACUUAGAGUCUAUCCAGCUGAGCGCCGAUGAGUUCCAACAGCUGAAAGACAGAGUCAUGGCAGACAUCAUCCAGGGACGAGAUGUCUUCAAAAAGACCACGCCUGAGGAGUUGGAGAGAUUCAAGGCUUUUGUUCAGGGGAAGCCGGCGUUUGAUGUGGUCGUUGACGGCCUGAACGUUGCAAAUAUCACCAAGGGCAAGCAAUCAGAGACGUUGUUGGCAGUGGUGUCGGAGCUGGAGCGGCAGGGCCAGAGAGUGCUGGCUGGUAGAAAACACAUGCUGCAGCCCUCCAGGUCGUGGGAUAGACGCAACAUGAACCUUGUCCAGCAGAAAGCCCACUGCUUUUUCACUGAAAACAUCUCAGAGGACGACCCCUUCCUGCUGUACGCCACGUUGCACUCUGGGAACCACUGUCGCUUCGUGAGCCGGGACCUGAUGAGGGACCACAAGGCCUGCCUGCCCGACGGAGCCACCAGGCGGCUCUUCUUCAAAUGGCAGAGGGGACACCAGCUGGUGGUGGACGGGACGGUGGCAGCGGGCAGGAGGGUCCGAUUUCAGAGUAUUCCCAGCUAUGACACCGUGGUCCAGACCUCAGGAAGCUCGUGGCAUGUUCCCUACGACGACUCGGAGGACAGGAGCUCCUAUGAAGUUCCUCAGAGAUGGCUGUGCCUGGCCAACACACAGUGAACACAGGCAGCGUUUUGCAGUGCUUGUUGUUCAGAGUGUCACUGACUGUACACACGGGCCUGUAAAUAAACUGUUUACACCAA
Messenger RNA from Myripristis murdjan (pinecone soldierfish), 2358 nucleotides. It is a transcript of the gene prorp, whose product is annotated as protein only RNase P catalytic subunit. The record is from RefSeq and is a predicted model, not a curated record. NCBI's taxonomy places the organism in Eukaryota, Metazoa, Chordata, Actinopteri, Holocentriformes, Holocentridae. Gene Ontology annotation, cellular component: mitochondrial ribonuclease P complex; mitochondrion. Gene Ontology annotation, molecular function: protein binding; ribonuclease P activity. Gene Ontology annotation, biological process: mitochondrial tRNA 5'-end processing; tRNA 5'-leader removal.